UGGCUGCGAUGCAAGAGUAGAGUGCGUAGCAUUAAAAGUGUAGCAAUGAUGUACAGUAGGUUAGUGCUACAACUAAUAGCAAUAUAGCCUAUCCAGCUAACAUGCGCUAUCUAGACUAGACCCAAUGCCCAUCACGACGAGAAUCCGUGGACGAUAAACAAGGAAAUGUACUGACUACACAUAGACUUGCUCGCAAGCAGACAUCAAGCAUAUCUGGUGUGAUGCUUACUAGCGCGUAAUUUAGCGUCGACAUUUCUAAGCAAGCUAGCCAACCUUAAAGCUGUCAGCUUUAGUUCGGAUGGGAAGUAGGCUAAAUUGAUGUUCAGGCAUCUGCUUUAUCAACAACUAAAUCAGUUGGUUACUAUGGCUAGCUACUGUAUUGUAGCCUAGCUACAGGCUCUGACGGUUAGCAGAACUUGGCUAGCGCUAGCUAUCUAUCAUGUAGAAGCUACGUCACUACUAUCCUAGAGAUACAUGCUAACUGCAGUAGCUGACAAGCUAUAUAGCAGUAGCAAAGUGAGUUGGCCUAGCUGACUACAACUAUCUAGCAGUGGGGUAAGAAACUGAGUUAGCUGACUAAAGCCAAGGAGUGGGGUAGUAUGGAUGCAGUUCCCUACAGCUGGACCAGAACCAGGGCCCAGGAAUCGUUCCGUGGCUCUCUGCCCCCGGGGGGGACUCUGACCAGGCUUGCCCAGCUGGUGGCCCAGGCGGAGCACGACAGCUCCCUCGCCGCCUCCCGCACCAGUGCAGAAUGCAGCCAGGGCUUCCCUGACAUGGCAGAGCUGUGCCAGCACCAUCAGGAGGGCCACUCCCUGCCCAAGCCCCACCAGUGUUUGUCCUGCGGCAGGGGCUUUUCUCUGCUGUCGUCCCUACAGCUCCACAUCUGCCUGGAGGAACAGACCGGUCUCCCUCACUCCCCUCCCCCGAGCUCUGGUCUCCCUCACACCCCUCCCCCUACCGCCUCUCUCCUACAGUCUCCUGCCCCUGCCUCCGCCCCUGACUCCGAUGCAGGGCCCCCUGACUCACCUGACCCUGACUCACCUGACCCUGACUCACCUGAUCCUGACUCUCCUAACCCUGACUCACCUGACCCUGACUCACCUGACCCUGACUCUCCUGCCUCGGUCCAGUGCCCCCACUGUGAAAGGAGUAUCCGCUCCUCGGCAGGCUUGUCCUCCCACCUGAGGAGCAACCAUGCCAGCGAGUGGAUCCUGGAGAAGAAGAGGAAGAGCAGGGGCCCUGGUGGGCGGGGGGGGCGAGGAGGCGGGAGGGGGAGGGGGGCAGGGAGGGGUGGCGGUAGGCUGCCAGGAGUCUCUCUGGACAGACAGAAGGUGCUGUCAUGCCGCUCGUGUGACAUGGUGUUUGUGAGCACAGCCAAGCUGUACCUGCACAGGAAGGAGAAGCACAGCCGGGAGCCGGCUCUGCGCUGGGACGCGCGGCCGCUGGCCAGCAAGCGCAGGAAGGGGGAGACCUACGCCUGCUCCACCUGUGGGAAGGUCUUCCUGCACCACCUCUCUCUCCGGGCUCAUGCCAAGCAGCACAGCAGCCAGGCCCAUGACAGCCCCAGGCUGGCAGAGAGGAAACCUGGCCCUUGUAGAGACCCCCCGCUGGGGGAGGGGAGGCGGAGGGGCCGAAGACCAAGGGGCCGAAGGCCGGGCGGGAGCGGGCCGGGGAGGCCCAAGAGAGAGCAGGGCCGGGAGGAGGAGGAGGAGGAGGGAGAGUUCCCCUGCCCGUCGUGUGCGGAGGUGUUCUCCCAGAGGGCGUCGCUGCGGGAGCACGCGGAGCUCCACCAGGCAUCGGUGCGGCGUAGGUGCUGCUGUGUGUGCAGCCAGGACAUGGAGGUGUGCAGGGGCCCUGGGGCCCGCAGGCAAAGGCUGUACCACUGCAUGCCCUGCCAGCAGCCCUUCUGCUCCCUGGAUGCCUUCCUGCUGCACUGCCAGGUCCACCUGCUGGCCAGGGUGGAGGAGGAUGAGCAUGCCACGCCCACACACACACACCUCUACAAGGCCUGACUGGACACACACUUCUACAAGGCCUGACAAGUCUGUCAUGUCUUCACUUUGAUUGCCUUAUUCCCUAACCCUAACCUUAUUCCAGAACAGAGAUUAGGGUAGGUUUGGGGGUAGAUCUGGGGGGAGGAUAGGUUUGGGGGGAGGGGGUUGUUAAGGAUCAUGUUCUGGUUUGUUACUUCUUUUUUAUAGUUCCCUAUCCAGACUACUUCCUUUCCCCAUAGGUGCAGUUUGAAUGUAGUGUAUCUCUAUGGUUAGAGACAAGGCAGUAUCUCUAUGGUUAGAGACAUGCAGGGAUGCAGAUGAAGCUGCUGAUUGUAGUGUUGCUCUAGUUCAGCUGUCUCCAUCCUACUGUUGUGGUGCUGUUGAAUAUAACUUAGAUUCAGCAACACUGCCUCUCUCAUUCCGCUCUAGAUAGACCCUGGAAUCCCAUCUAGCUAUGCAAUAACAAGCAGGAGUUGCUUGAUAAUCCUUUUAGAUCCUUCUCUAUGGUUUCCCUCUAUGGUCUCUUACUAUUACCGUGAACAUGUAAUAAGAAUGAGUAGAAACUCUAAUGAACAAUUUCCACUUUGGAAGGCGCUUUUGUAUGAGUUUUGUGGUGGUGGUGUUAUUUUUUUUUUUUUAA
This is a messenger RNA of Hypomesus transpacificus, 2634 nucleotides long. RefSeq lists its product as uncharacterized. The transcript is spliced from 2 exons. The record is from RefSeq and is a predicted model, not a curated record. NCBI's taxonomy places the organism in Eukaryota, Metazoa, Chordata, Actinopteri, Osmeriformes, Osmeridae. Bases 600 to 2012 code for a protein of 470 amino acids.